Messenger RNA from Dentiscutata erythropus, 453 nucleotides. The record is from the annotation of a GenBank genome assembly. NCBI's taxonomy places the organism in Eukaryota, Fungi, Glomeromycota, Glomeromycetes, Diversisporales, Gigasporaceae.
AUGGGAAAAGACAGAGAUAAAAUUGCUGAAUACGAAAAAUUUUUGCAUGAAAAAUUAGAACCUGAUUUAAAACAAGUCUGGGAUUUACGUGAAAAGAUAUAUGAAGAAACUGUGAAGUUGAAAAAUUAUAUCCAGUUAAUUAAAUCAAAUGAAUUAAAAGAACUAAAAACUAUGGUUGAUUUAGGAUCAAAUUUUUAUGCACAAGCGAAAAUACCCGAUACUACAUAUAUUUAUGUGAACGUUGGGUUUGGGUUUCAUGUGCAAUUGACUCUGGAUGAGGCAAUAAAAUAUAUUGAUCGUAAAGAGAAAUUAUUACAAAGAAAAUCAGACCAGUACACUCAAGACAUUUCUAAAAUUAAUGCACACAUAAAACUGGUAUACGAGGCAUUAACUGAGAUCAUGAACUUACAAAAAGGAGAGGAGCCACCGUUACGAGAUGAUCUAUUUCUAUAA